UGACAACUCCCUUGCAAAACCUUCUCUCCUCACGUUCUACUUGAAUGGACUUCGGUCACAGUCGCGUAACUAUGCUUCAAGGGUAGUAUACACGUACAGCAGCUGUUCAACCGCACCGUACACCCCCGAAAACGAUGAGAAAACCACCGCCGGUGACGAACCCGACAUGUAUGACCUUUAUCGCGUGAAGACUUCCGAAUCUAGCUCCGCCGACGACCUCUCCCGCUCGCUCUCAAACACGGUGAUAAGCAACAUACAUCCGGACCAUAAAGAUGGGAUCAUCACUGCGCUGCUUAUGCGUGAUUCCCUCAAUCUUGCCCUAGAACACUUCAACCAUAAGGAGGCCGGGACGGGGGCACCUACACGCUCGAAAGAUGAUCCUGAAGUUCAAGAACUGGCGAAGAAGCACUACCACAGCAUGGCUGCGAGCAUGUUGACGGCAGGCAUUACAUCUUCCAACAUCCAUCAUGAUGAGAAGCUGCGCGGACAAUACGCACAAGCCUAUGAUUCGGUUGCCAAAGAUCACAUUGCGACUCUGGCGGAAGGAGGUCCGUCCCUGUUGAAAUCUAGUAGUGCUCUGACUCUUGCCAGUCAAGGUUUUAGGGCUCAGCGGCAGCAUGAUGCACCUCGGCCGCAAAUUGGCUAUGUCCAGCCUCAAAACUUCAAGCACCUCCCGUCUCUGGUGCAGCCGCUUGUUGAUGAGAACCAUCCCAUAUUCAGAAACGCCCUCAGCACUCAUGGUAUUAUCCUUGUUGAGGCGAUCGGUAAAGGAGGGUAUGGUACCGUUUUCAAAGCUGUGCAUCCGCUGGAUGGAGGGUUCUACGCUAUAAAGCAAAUUCCACUGAGCCCGGCAAGGAUGGAAGGUAUUCGCAAGCGGGGCAAGGCAGAGUUGGACGCUCUCUUUGUGGAGGUGCGAACUAUGCAACGUUUUGACCACCCCAAUAUUGUGCGCUACCACAACGCUUGGCUCGAAUCACUAUCCCUUGACUCACUCGCCAAAGUUAAGAAGCAGCAGAAACUACUCGAAGGCGUUACUGCGACUUCAUCAGAAGCUGAGUCUGACUCGAGUGGCCCAAGCCAGUCGAGCAAUGGGAUCGAGCCUUCGUUAGGGUUAAGCAACAAUUUCUCGGAUCUUUCAGACAAUGUCGUUUUCGGCGAUGAUACAAGUGUCAGUGUCAGUGUCAGCACAUCUAUUCCAAAGCGAUUGCGCAAGCGAAGUGAGAGCCACGGCACCCUUUCUUCCUCGUUGUCUAAAAAGAGCACCGUCCACAGCAUUGGGUCAGACAUUGAAGACGAGGACAUCGAGACAAUUCCGCGCAACCUCUCGGAAAUUGAAAAACAACGCGACCUAUCACUCUCCCACAACAUUCUUUUCGAGGAGAGCCAAUCUGAUAAUCGCAGCGCCACGUCCAUGGAAGAAGAGCCUCCUGCGGACAACCUGCAUCUGGUUCUACACAUCCAAAUGGCCCUUUAUGAUUUGACCCUUGCCGAUUAUAUUUCUUCUGCUCCUGGCGCACGCGUCGAUGGUACCUUGAGUCUACGCCACUGUUUUCAUACGAAGAUGUCGCUCGAGAUCUUACUGGCAGUCCUUGAUGGCGUUGAAUAUCUCCACGCACAAGGGGUUGUCCACCGUGAUUUGAAGCCAGCGAACAUUUUCCUAUCCCCAGUGGUAGACAAGUAUCGGCACAAGGACCGCGUGGCUCUGGAAAAAUGCCAUGGAUGCAUCAAGGCAGGAAGCAAGAGGAUCCAUCAGCUUGGCGUGAAAAUAGGCGAUUUCGGCUUGGUGACUGCGAUUGCUCGCCCGGACACUGAAUCCCAGCAUGGUCGUGUCAGGGCCGUUGGAACUGAGUUUUAUCGUCCUCCAUCCGCCCCUGCUCAGCCCAACGAGAAACUUGAUGUUUAUGCUCUGGGUGUGAUUACUUUUGAACUGCUUUGGAAGUUCGAUACCAGAAUGGAGCGUGCGCACGUCCUGCAAGACCUCAAACGCGGAAAACUUCCUGUAACAUUCGAGGAAAGGAUGGACUUCGCUGGGGAUCGACUUGCAAAGUGCAUCAAGGGGAUGGUCCACUGGGACGAGGCGCAGCGACUAACUCUCACAGAAGCGCAGCAUGAGUUUGAGGCUAUAUUGCGUGCAGCAGAGCCUUAGGCCUUUAUAAGGGACAAUGUACCACAAGUUCUGUCCCAGAGUUCGGAAAGAGACUCAUCAGACAAGUCAUUUUGAUAUUUCUGAGGUCUCUUAUAACAGCUUCGGGACUUUCGGAACUCCAUAGUGGCAACAACGUCAAAGUAACAUUCGUAGUUCAUCUUCUCCACUCCUCCGUUUUACAAUAUACCCAGAAAUCGCAUUGCACGAUUGAUCGCGCCAGGAAGAGUACCAUCGCUAGGUUAGAUCGUCACAACGACCAAGUCUAUGACAUGGCGAUUCAAUUCAGACCAUAACACGGAACACGAUCGAACAUUUGAAGAUAGACCCAGAUGUUUGAAUUAUUGUGCAGCAUGAGGUUCUAACUAGUUUUUUGAACUCUAACUUUGCUGCCUAUUCAUUCCAAUAGGUAUGCUAAUUGUUG
This is a messenger RNA of Aplosporella prunicola CBS 121167, 2567 nucleotides long. RefSeq lists its product as uncharacterized. NCBI's taxonomy places the organism in Eukaryota, Fungi, Ascomycota, Dothideomycetes, Botryosphaeriales, Aplosporellaceae. Gene Ontology annotation, molecular function: ATP binding; protein kinase activity. Bases 167 to 2146 code for a protein of 659 amino acids. The record is from RefSeq and is a predicted model, not a curated record. Gene Ontology annotation, biological process: protein phosphorylation. The transcript is spliced from 4 exons.